AUGAGUUGCGCCGAAGCGCUAAUUCCAGCGGGCGAGCACGCCAAGGUGACCUACCUCGACGAUGAAGGGGACGCCUGCACCCUCCUGGAGCAGAGCGUUCUAGACGCUCUCUGCAUGGCUUCGUCCGGCGACGGUGACCAGGCCACCGUCAGCCCGCGCCGAGCACAAACCUGGAUAUCAGAGCGCUUCGUCCAGCUGGACUCUGGCGACGUCGCCAGGCGACGGCGACCAGUCUGCAGCUUUGCCGACGGCGCGAGCUUGGAGCAUUCCAGGGUGCUCCUGCUGUGCGUGCAGGGCGGUGGCUCCAGGCACUCGGCCGAGGCUGUCUCCGAGUCCUCGGGGGCCUGUGCGGACGCAGCGGCAGCGCCGGCAGACCUCCGGGCCGUGGAGGAGAGCAAGCUGCGAGCGCGCGCGGACAUGCGCGCCCACCUGGCGGCGUUCCUGGGCGGGCGGCCCCGAGCGCGCUUCGAGGAGUGGAUCGCGGACUACCACCCCGACAACGUGGUCCCGCCAGGGCGCGACUCGCGCGGGCUGCCGACCAUCGACCGCCGCCUCUACCACGAGGGGGGCGACCACCGCGCGAUCUGGAGCGAGCACGCGCGGGACGACGGGCCCGCUCCCGAGGCAGAGGCGGGGGCCCAGGGCGCGGCCAGCCCGAGAGAGCCGACUGCGGCGGAGCCCGAGGCCGCCGGCGCCGCUCCCGCCGAGCCUGGCCGGGCGGCGCCGGAGGAGGAGCAGCGCUCGCUCUGGGACGCGUGCAGGGUCGGCGGCCUCAAGAGGGCGGCGCAGCUCGUCGGGGCCAAGCCCAUGCACAUCGGGUGCGCCUUGAGUUCGCUGCUCGCGGGCGCCGCCGAGCACGCCUCCGGCGCUGCAAGCUGGGAAACGUCAGCGGCGUUACCCUCGGGAGCUUCGCGGGCUCCUCCGAGCACAAAAGAGCAGCACUCGUUCUUGGACGUGUGCAAGCUUGGGGAUUUCAAGAAGGCAAAGAAGCUCAUCGACGCCAAGCCCGAGCUGAUCAACGCACAGCCAGAGAGGCGUUGGUCUGCCCUGCACCACUUCGCUCAGCGAGGCCACGAGGAAGCUGUCCGCUACCUUAUAGACCGUGGUGCGGACCUGAGCGCCCUCAACGUGGACGGCGCUACGCCGCCCGAGGUAGCCGACGACUCCGUCUUGCACCUCUUUAUCGCGGGGCACGAUGGCGGCAUUGUCCUGGGUCCAGCCCCCGUGGUUGUGGAAGCUGAGCCAGCUGCCGAGUCUGGGCCAGCAAAGGCGCCCAGCGCCGUAGGCUUGUCGCCGUCGCGCCGCAGGCGUAGCUCCCAGGAGGACAGUCUGCACGGGGAGGCGGUGGCGGGCGCGAUGGCCAGUACUGCCGUUACCUCCUGCCUGGAGGACCUCGGGGCGGAAAACGCGCGCCUCGAGGAGUCAUCCCCAUCCCUCGCGGCGGAGGCCUCGCGCGUGCAGGAGUCCGCGGAGGCCUCGCUGCGGGAUGCCGCGCGGGAGCAGCGCAGGCUGGAGCGCGAGCUCGAAGAGACGCUGUCGCGAAACGCCGCCCUUCUGGCGGAAAGGGAUGGGCUCCGGGCGAGCCUGCAGCAGGCGCGCCAGCAGCUGCGGGCGCAGAGCUCACAGGCCGACGGCCUCCAACACCAGCUUGCGACAGCGGCCGCGUCCGUGCGCGCGGCGGCCCCGGCGGACGAGGGCCCCUCCGCCUCGGUCGUCAGCUGCGAGCUGGUCGUCGGCGUGGAGGUCCGCGAGAGCGAGGGCGGCUGCGGGGACGCCACGGAGGAGCUCGGAGAGCUCGUCUUCGCCUCCGGAGCCCGAAGCGCCUUCCGCCUGGGCAGCGUCGGCCUCGCUACUGUGCCCCUGGGAGCGGGCGCCGAGGCGGAGGCCCCGGUGUGCGCGCAGGUCAGGGUUCUGAACGACGGCGCCACGGAAUGGCCCGCGACCGCCGCGGUGGUCUGCCUGUCCGGCCCCGGCCUCGGGGCCCCGCUGUCGGCUGUUGGGCCCCUCGCCGCAGGCGAAGCCACCGACGUCACCUUGGACCUGGCGCUGCCGCCCCGCUCGGAGCCCCUGGAGAGCCGCAGCGUCUGGGCGCUGGUGGACGCGGCGUCGGGGCGCCCGCUGGGGCCACUGCUGGUGCUCGACGCCGCGUGGCGGGCCGAAGCUGCGUGAGGGUUUCGCUUCGCACGCGGUGCCCCCGCAGCUGCGCUGGCGCCCCUCGGCGCGGACUCCACCAGUUCAGGCCUCCCAGAUGGGCAGGAUGGUGCAUAGGUCCUCCUGGCCUCGGCCAUCACUGCCGGGGAUGGCCCUGGCCAGGCCCGCGUGGUGGUCUGCAGGGGCUUUCUGCGCCUGUCAGUAGCGCCCGCGCUUGGACGCGGUCCUUCUUCACCCGUGGGCUGCUGGAGCGGCGCCAUCCUGGGUGCUGCCAGCGUGCCGUGCGCUCUGUCGUUGCAGCACCGCGUCGAUUUACAGCUGCACCCGGGUGCCGCGCCGUCCUUGCAUCUGCUCUUUUCGUCUC
Messenger RNA from Prorocentrum cordatum, 2515 nucleotides. Lineage: Eukaryota; Dinophyceae; Prorocentrales; Prorocentraceae. The record is from the annotation of a GenBank genome assembly.